Daktulosphaira vitifoliae (grape phylloxera) is the source of this 3484-nucleotide messenger RNA. Its product is annotated as importin subunit beta-like. Bases 196 to 2769 code for a protein of 857 amino acids. The record is from RefSeq and is a predicted model, not a curated record. Lineage: Eukaryota; Metazoa; Arthropoda; Insecta; Hemiptera; Phylloxeridae. Gene Ontology annotation, molecular function: small GTPase binding; nuclear import signal receptor activity. Gene Ontology annotation, biological process: protein import into nucleus. Gene Ontology annotation, cellular component: nucleus; cytoplasm. The transcript is spliced from 2 exons.
UUAUGCUCAUAAACAAAGAACUAUCGUGGUCGUACCUCUUUAUCUGUUCGUUAUUCGUUAAAAAAAUUUGUAUUUGAUACAUACAUAUUAGCAAGUCACACUCCAAAUUAGUUAUAGUGCAGUACACACGUGAAACUUUGAUGCGUUAUUUAUUAUUUAUUGAUCCCGUAUAAAGAAAGUAAUAAAUUUAUCAAAAUGAGCGACGCUGAAGUUGUUCAAGUCACCAGCCUGUUGGAGCGAACAAUCUCUACAGAUAAAGACGAACUUAAUCAAAUUCAAAAAUUUUUAGAACAUGCUGCCCAAACAAAUCUUCUUGGUUUCCUAAAAACGUUGUCAAAUGUUCUUUUAUUUUCAGUUAACAAUCCAGUUGCUCGAAUUGCUGCUGGUCUUCAAAUAAAAAAUCAUAUUACAUCUAAGGAUGAAGCUGUUAAAGAGCAAAUGAAACAACGUUGGUUAUCAUUUCCUGAGCAAGAUCGUGUUUUUAUAAAAGAAAACAUAUUUAAGGCACUUGGUACUGAGAGUCGUCCUAGUUCAGCAGCUCAAUGUGUUGCCAGUGUUGCUAUUAUUGAGCUACCACUUAACUUAUGGCCUGGCCUAAUUGCUUCACUUGCUUCAAAUGUAACUGAUCCUAAUUCUUCUGAUCUAUUAAGAGAAGCUUCUUUGGAAACUAUUGGAUAUAUUUGUGCAGAUACUGAUAGAGAAGUUUUAAAAUCUGAAUCAAAUACAGUGUUAACUGCUAUUGUUCAUGGUAUGACCCAAAAUAAUAUUAAUGUAUGUUUUGCAGCAGCCACAGCUUUAUACAAUUCAUUAGAGUUUACUAAAGGAAAUUUUGAUAAGAAAAAUGAGCGCGAUUAUAUCAUGGAAGUUGUCUGCAAAGCUACACAAUCUCCUGAAACUCAAAUAAAAGUUGCAGCUCUCCAAUGUCUUGUUAAAAUUGUUUCACUUUAUUAUGAACAUAUGGAACUUUACAUGUCUACCUUGUUUCCAAUAACUUUGGAAGCAAUCAAAUCUGAUUUAGAUGAAGUCGCUCUCCAAGGAAUUGAAUUUUGGUCAAGUGUUGCAGAAGAAGAAGCUGACCUUAUGUAUGAAGGGCAAUGUCAAGAUUCUACUCCUGAAAAAAAACUCAUGAUGUACUCAGAAGGAGCAUUAGAAUUUAUCACUCCUGUCCUUAUGGAAAAGCUUACUAAACAAGAAGAAGGUGACGAUGAUGAUGACUGGAACCCGUGCAAAUCAGCUGGUGUUUGUGUUAUGUUAUUAGCAACUUGUUGUCAAAGCAAUAUUGUACCUCAUGUAAUUCCAUUUAUCAAUGCCAAUAUUGGUAGUCCUGAUUGGCGUUAUAGAGAUGCUUCAGUUAUGACUCUUGGAUCAAUACUAAGUGGUUUAGAUCACAAUGCAUUAGUUGAACUAUUGGAACCAAAUAUUCCGAUCCUUGUACAUUUGAUGUAUGAUACUAGUGUUGCUGUUCAAGAUACUUGCGCGUGGACAUUUGGUCGUAUAUUUGAAUUUGUACCCGAGCUAAUUAUUAAUUCUCCUUGCUUAAGUGAUAUACUUAGUGUAUUUAUUAAAGGUCUUAAAUCUGAACCUCGUGUAGCUACUAACAUCUGUUGGGCAUUCAGUAGUUUAGCUCAAACCACAGGAGAGGAAAUGACAUUUUUAACCCCAUACUUUGAAUAUGUUGUACAAGGUUUGUUAGAAACGACAGAAAGAGGUGAUGGAAUGCGUUCAAAUUUAAGAUCUGCAGCUUAUGAAGCAUUGAUGGAUAUGAUUAAGUUCUCACCAGCUGGCUGUUAUGAGACUGUUAAACGUACAACACUUAUUAUUUUAGGUAGAUUAAAUCAAAUAAUUAAUUUACAAACGGUAAAUGAAGAUUGUUUGGAUAUGCAAGGACUUCUAUGUGCAACAUUGCAAAGCGUUGUACGAAAAAUGAGUAGUGAUGAUGUAGAAAAAGUUGCUGAUACUAUCAUGAAUGCACUUUUGGUUAUGUUAAGUACAAGUAAAGAUAGUGGUCUUCAGGAGGAUGCUCUUAUGGCUAUAAGUCCAUUAGUUGAAAAUCUUGGCAAAGGGUUUAAUAAAUACAUGGAAUAUUUCAAGACUUAUUUGUUCAUAGGAUUACAAAAUAAUAUGGAAUUUCCUGUUUGUUUAGCAGCCAUUGGUAUUGUUGGGGAUUUAUCUAGAGCAUUACGUGAAGAUUUUGCUCAAUACUGUGAUCAAGUUUUUGCUUUAUUAUUUGAAACUCUAAGAAACAAUACUGUUAACAGAAAUUUAAAACCUCAAAUUUUAUCUACUUUUGGAGACAUUGCCCUUGGUAUUGGUGCAGAAUUUAAAAAAUACUUAGAUCAUGUUCUAAAUGCAUUGGUUCAAGUUGCACAACUUCAAUUAGAUCCUAAUGAUGUAGAUAUUAUAGAUUAUCUCAAUGAUCUUAGGGAAGGUGUUCUAGCUGCAUACAUUGGUAUUGUCCAAGGAUUGAAAGGUGAAGACCUUACACCAAACCAAGAUGUAUAUUUACUUGAAGCUCAUCUCCCUUUCAUGGUUCAAUACAUGAUAUCUAUUUGUUCCGAUCCCAAUGCAAAUCCAGGAAUUUUAAAAAGUUGUUGUGGUCUUGUUGGAGAUUUAUGUACUGCUUUUGGAGCAAAGGCAUGUCCAGUUUUAGAUAAUGGAGAAGUACAUAAUUUGUUACAUAAAGGACGUCAAUCAACAGACACAACUGCAAAGAACUUAGCACGCUGGUCUGCUAAAGAGCUACAAAAAAUUAAGACUCUUGUAGUGUAAAUAUGUCCUAUUUUAAACACUAGACUAGAUUGUUUGUCUUCUGGUAUGAUUGUCUGUAUUUAUAAUUUGUUUUUUCUUUUUUGUAUAAGUGGAACCAAUAUGUAUCUGUGAUAAUGUAUAAAUGUUUGGGUAAAUGUGCUACUCUAUAAUUUUUAUUCCUAUUAGCUUAUGGAUUUUUACUUAUAUUAGUUUACUAUCUCUGAGCUCAUUUACUCAGCUCGUAUGACUGAAUGUUGAUCAAAAUAUUAUUUUUUAAUCGAAUAUUUAAUUUGUACAUAUAAAUUAAUAAGAAGUAAGGUGCCUAGUUUUAUUUUAGAAUGUCUCUUAUUUUCCAAAUGCCUAUAUUUUUGUUUGUAUGGCCACUUAGUAUAAAUGUAAAUCUAUUUUAUUUUUAUGUCUGUCUGAAAAAGAAAUAAAAUGUCAAAAUCUUAUUGUAUGAAAGUAUUCAAAACUUAGAUUAUAGAUAAUUAUUUAUUAUACAUUAUUUUUAGAUCAGAAAACAUUUUUUUUUUACACAAAUAUUUUGAAAAAAAUUAUAUUAUCUUAACGAUUGAGUAGAUACUAUUUAUAAUAAAUAAUUUAAUUUUUAUUUGGUUACUAUUUCAUUUUUAUUAUUAUUACAAAGCAAUGGAUUAGUUCAUUGUUGAUGAAUUAAAAAAUACUUGUAAGAACAAUGUAAAUUGUAAUUUCAAUUAUUAAAAAAUUAUUUAACCAA